GCCGGAAGUUUAUAGAUGUUGGACGGGAGCGAUGGAAAGAUGGCGGCGGCCGUGGUACAGAUGUCAUGUUUGUACCGAGGAAUGUUAGCGGUCAGGGCCACCGGCAUUAGGACAAUGAUCCCUGGGCUGGUACCGGCGCAGUUCCGAGCCUUCUCGGUGCGGAAGGAGCCGGAGCUGGAGGAGAAUCCGUUCUACAGCAAGUACCAGGACAAGAUCCAGAAGCUGCGCAGUGCCAAACCACAGGAGUACAAGGCCCGACUGGAGAAACGGCAUGAGGCCAAGCGUGAAGUGCUCGGACACUCGAAGCAGGCGGAGUUCGUCAGGCUCAUGGAGCAGGAGCUGGAGAAAAGAGACAAGACGGCCGCUGGUGACGGAGCGUCGGGAGGUUUCACGAAGAACAAAACGCUGGGCUCCAUCCUCAACAUGGAGAUGAUCAGGGACAAGACGGGGGAGGAGAUCGCAGAGCUGUGGAUGAAGUAUUACUCGACCAAGGACACGGUCAGCGCCGUCAUCCCGAAACAGAUCUACGAGCUGAUUUUCAGCAGGUCGCAGUCCUGUCAGAUGUUCCUCUACGCUUUGCCUCAGCAGGAGGGUUAUGAGUUCUUCGUGGGUCAGUGGUGCGGACAUGAGCUCCACUUCACCUCGCUCAUCAACGUGCAGACGCUGGGCGAGAACGCUCCCAGUCAGCUGAUCCUCUACCACUACCCAGACCUGAAGGAGGAGAAGGGCGUGGUCCUCAUGACGGCCGAGAUGGACCCCAAGUUCAUAACCGUCCACCAGGCUCAGUGCUUGGCCAAUCAGGUGCAGCUGUUCUACGGCACGCAGAGGCAGGAGACGUACCGAUUGGUCGAGACGUUUAACCACCAGCCUGCAGACUUCAAACACAUGUCAGUGAUAGCCGAGCUGGAACAGAGCGGCUUGGGGCCCGCUGUGGCCCCCGGAGGAUCGUAGGGAGACCAGAGACGGACUGAACUGGGAUUCCCAGGACCUGUUGUUGUUUGUUUGAAGACAUGAAGAGGAGAAGCUUUGUGCUUCUUUGCUCAGAAAUCUCCAUGUUUUCAGCCCGCAUUAAAGUGUGCAGCAGCGGCUGUGAUGAAGUCUGCUCCUCAUCUUUUCAUUGUGCAUAAAUAUGUGACGUACAGGAGAAUAAUGUGGUACUAAUCGGCUUUCUGACACAUAAAUGGGUCCCCCGGUCCACAUCAGGAUGACAGACUUUGUUACCCCUAAAAACCCAUGUGACGUUCAAUAAAUCAUCUUCAAAAGCCCAAA
Messenger RNA from Scatophagus argus, 1269 nucleotides. It is a transcript of the gene atpaf1, whose product is annotated as ATP synthase mitochondrial F1 complex assembly factor 1. The transcript has 9 exons. Gene Ontology annotation, cellular component: mitochondrion. NCBI's taxonomy places the organism in Eukaryota, Metazoa, Chordata, Actinopteri, Scatophagidae. Gene Ontology annotation, biological process: mitochondrial proton-transporting ATP synthase complex assembly. The coding region runs from base 16 to 951 and encodes 311 amino acids. The record is from RefSeq and is a predicted model, not a curated record.